Solea solea (common sole) is the source of this 6346-nucleotide messenger RNA. It is a transcript of the gene zbtb25, whose product is annotated as zinc finger and BTB domain containing 25. The transcript is spliced from 2 exons. Gene Ontology annotation, cellular component: nucleus. Gene Ontology annotation, molecular function: protein binding; DNA-binding transcription factor activity, RNA polymerase II-specific; RNA polymerase II cis-regulatory region sequence-specific DNA binding. Lineage: Eukaryota; Metazoa; Chordata; Actinopteri; Pleuronectiformes; Soleidae. The record is from RefSeq and is a predicted model, not a curated record. The coding region runs from base 4600 to 6105 and encodes 501 amino acids. Gene Ontology annotation, biological process: regulation of transcription by RNA polymerase II.
GUCUGAUUAACGGCGGCGGGCACGGCGCGCGUGCUCGUCGCAUUCAGAGAGAUGGGCGUGGAGGCGGCGUGCACGCGCCCGUGCGAUGUGAGCGAGAAGGUGAACGUGGAGGAGACGGAUGAUGAGGAGGCUGCAGUGUGGCGCGCGACACAAUGUGCACGCGCCCGAGUCGUGCUGUUGUUUAGUCGCACGAGCGUCUGUGUGUGUGUGUGUGUGUGUGUGUCAUAAACACUGACUUUGUCAGGACCAGUAGUCCUCAAGGAGAAACCUGGUCCUAAUGAGGCAGAACCUCAUUUCUGAGGAACUGGUUAAGUUUAGGACUAAGAUAUUAAUUGUGGUUAUGGUUAUGGUUAUGGUUAGUGUUAGUGUUAGUGUUAGUCAUUAGCUGGUUAUGGUUAGUGUUAGUCAUUAACUGGUUAUGGUUUAGUGGGGUGGAGUGGCUCAGUGGUUAAGACCGGUACCCUGUGUGCAAAAGACAUCAUGAUCGCAAUGGUCGCAAGUUCGACUCCACCUCCUGACUGAUUGUACUCAAUUCCAUUGUAAGUCUUUGGAUAAAAGGGUCUGCUAAAUGACAUGUAAUGUAAUGUUCAGGUUAGUCAUUAGCUGGUUAUGGUAAGUGUUAGUCAUUAACUGGUUAUUGUUCAGGUCAGUCAUUAACUGGUUAAGGUUAGUCAUUAACUGGUUAUGGUCAGUGUUAGUCAUUAACUGGUUAUUGUUCAGGUUAGUCAUUAGCUGGUUAUGGUCAGUGUUAGUCAUUUACUGGUUAUGGUAAGAGUAAGUCAUUAACUGGUUAUGGUCAGUGUUAGGCAUUAACUAGUUAUGGUUAGUCAUUAACUGGUUAUGGUUCAGGUCAGUCAUUAGCUGGUUAUGGUCAGUGUUAGUCAUUAACUAGUUGGUUGGUUAAGGUCAGUCAUUAGUUGGUUAUGGUAGUGUUAGUCAUUAACUGGUUAUGGUCAGUGUUAGUCAUUAACUGGUUAUGGUCAGUGUUAGUCAUUAGCUGGUUAUGGUCAGUGUUAUUCAUUAACUAGUUAUGGUUCAGGUUAGUCAUUAGCUGGUAAUGGUUCAGGUCAGUCAUUAGCUGGUUAUGGUCAGUGUUAGUCAUUAAUUGUUAUGGUCAGUGUUAUUCAUUAACUAGUUAUGGUUCAGGUUAGUCAUUAGCUGGUUAUGCUUCAGGUCAGUCAUUAACUGGUUAUGGUCGGUGUUAGUCAUUAACUAGUUAUGGUCAGUGUUAGUCAUUAGCUGGUUAUGGUUAGUGUUAGUCAUUAACUGGUUAUGGUUCAGGUCAGUCAUUAACUGGUUAUGGUUAAGGUUAGUCAUUAACUGGUUAUGGUCAGUGUUGGUCAUUAACUGGUUAUUGUUCAGGUUAGUCAUUAGCUGGUUAUGGUCAGAGUUAGUCAUUAACUGGUUAUGGUCAGUGUUAGGCACUAACUAGUUAUGGUUACUCAUUAACUGGUUAUGGUUCAGGUCAGUCAUUAGCUGGUUAUGGUCAGUGUUAGUCAUUAACUAGUUAUGGAUAAGGUUAGUCAUUAGCUGGUUAUGGUUAAGGUCUGUCAUUAGUUGGUUAUGGUCAGUGUUAGUCAUUAACUGGUUAUGGUCAGUGUUAGUCAUUAACUGGUUAUGGUUAAGGUUAGUCAUUAGCUGGUUAUGGUCAGUGUUAUUCAUUAAUUGUUAUGGUCAGUGUUAUUCAUUAACUAGUUAUGGUUCAGGUUAGUCAUUAGCUGGUUAUGGUUCAGGUCAGUCAUUAGCUGGUUAUGGUCAGUGUUAGUCAUUAAUUGUUAUGGUCAGUGUUAUUCAUUAACUAGUUAUGGUUCAGGUUAGUCAUUAAUUGGUUAUGGUCAGUGUUAGUCAUUAACUAUUUAUGGUCAGUGUUAGUCAUUAGCUGGUUAUGGUCAGUGUUAGUCAUUAGCUGGUUAUGGUUAGUGUUAGUCAUUAACUGGUUAUGGUCAGAGUUAAUCAUUAGCUGGUUAUUGUCAGAGUUAGUCAUUAACUGGUUAAGGUUAAUCGUUAACUGGUUAUGGUCAGUGUUAGUCAUUAGCUGGUUAUGGUUAGUGUUAGUCAUUAACUGGUUAUGGUCAGAGUUAAUCAUUAGCUGGUUAUGGUCAGAGUUAGUCAUUAACUGGUUAAGGUUAGUCGUUAACUGGUUAUGGUCAGUGUUAGUCAUUGGCUGGUUAUGGUUAGUGUUAGUCAUUAACUGGUUAUGGUCAGAGUUAAUCAUUAGCUGGUUAUGGUCAGAGUUAGUCAUUAACUGGUGAAGGUUAGUCAUUAACUGGUUAUGGUCAGUGUUAGUCAUUAGCUGGUUAUGGUCAGUGUUAGUCAUUAACUGGUUAUGGUCAGUGUUAGUCAUUAACUAGCUAUGGUUAGUGUUAGUCAUUAGCUGGUUAUGGUUCAGGUUAGUCAUUAACUGGUUAUGGUCAGUGUUAGUCAUUAACUGGUUAUGGUCAGUGUUAGUCAUUAACUAGUUAUGGUCAGUGUUAGUCAUUAACUAGCUAUGGUUAGUGUUAGUCAUUAGCUGGUUAUGGUUCAGGUUAGUCAUUAGCUGGUUAUGGUUAGUGUUAGUCACUAACUGGUUAUGGUUCAGGUUAGUCAUUAGCUGGUUAUGGUCAGAGUUAGUCAUUAACUGGUUAAGGUUAGUCAUUAACUGGUUAUGGUCAUUGUUAGUCAUUAGCUGGUUAUGGUCAGUGUUAGUUAUUAACUAGCUAUGGUCAGUGUUAGUCAUUAGCUGGUUAUGGUUAGUGUUAGUAAUUAGCUGGUUAUGGUUCAGGUUAGUCAUUAGCUGGCUAUGGUCAGUGUUAGUCAUUAACUAGUUAUGGUCAGUGUUAGUCAUUAGCUGGUUAUGGUUAGUGUUAGUCAUUAACUGGUUAUGGUCCAGGUUAGUCAUUAGCUGGUUAUGGUCAGAGUUAGUCAUUAACUGGUAAAGGUUAGUCAUUAACUGGUUAUGGUCAGUGUUGGUCAUUAACUAGUUAUGGUCAGUGUAAGUCAUUAGCUGGUUAUGGUUAGUGUUAGUCAUUAGCUGGUUAUUGUUCAGGUUAGUCAUUAGCUGGUUAUGGUCAGUGUUAGUCAAUAACUAGUUAUGGUCAGUGUAAGUCAUUAGCUGGUUAGGGUUAGUGUUCGUCAUUAGCUGGUUAUGGCCACAAAACAAAGAUAAACAGCGGGCGUCUAACACAGCGCUCAGCGCUGCAGACACACGCAACGGAGAGAUGACGUGACGAUUGAUUGGCCCAGUGGCCUGUCUGUCAAGAAUACCUGGCUCAAUAGCCCUAUGAGAGGCUACAGAGGCCCAGGAGUCCCACCCACACACCCCUAGCCCCCCUCAUCUAAUCUAAUCUUUAUGAGUAGGCGAUAGAGAGACAGGGAGGGAAACGGAGAAAAAAAAUUGAGAGUUGUAAAAAACGAAAAGGCAGCGCUGAGAAGCUCAGAGGAAAUAAAAAAAAAGGGUGCCUAAAGUAAGAAAAUGACAGGGAUGUUUGCUGGAGGGGCGUGGCCUGGUGGGGACCAGCAGCACCGGCGCGGCUGCGUUAGCUAGUGUUUAAAGUGUCAACAUCUUUUUUAGUGCCAACAGUCCAAUUUUGUUCAUGAAGGACAUUGAUCUAGCAACUUGAAUAAUACAGUAUAUGCUACAUAUGUAUGCUUUACAGUCAGUUUUUAUGGUUUAUUGUCCUUUGUAACAGUUUCACAUUAUAUACAAUAGUUAAAAUGAAUAAAACACUGAUUAUCUACUGUUACAAUAAUAUGCAGAUAUAUUUUAAUAGGUACAUUAUGUUGAGCUGUACUGUCUGUUCUGAAAUAAAAUUCUAAGUCUUUGUCCAUUUUUCAGAUCAUUAUACUAUUGUUUUCCAUACUUUAGUCAAUUAGCCAACAUUGUGAUUGCAUGCAGACUCAUUUUUUGCAUGUAAUCUUGUUCAAAUUGAACCUAUUCCACACGACUCCUCUACUUUUCAUGUGCAGAUUUGUGAUCGGCAGCUGUGUGAUAAUGAGUGAUAAACACUCUUGAAUCUGAAAUCCUUUCUCCAGUACCCUUCUUAUAAAGAGCAAGUACAGUAAGCAACGCACUGUAUAUUUAUCAUUUGUUUAUUCAAGGCUCCAGAAUAUAAAGAGAUAUUGCUCAGAAUAGUGGUGUUAUUAAGGGCUUGCAUGUUUGUAUGUACAUCAGUGGGGUGAGUUGGCACAGUAUCGACGCACGGAUUAUAGUGGACCAGUCUGGACCAAAAAGUCCAGGGGCCAAAUUUUUGAUCCUGGUGAUAAGACUUUGUUUAGUCUGUGUGUCAGUUGCUGCUUCACCUGUAGGUGACCUUGACAGAGGUCAGAGGUCAGUCACUUAUCCAGGUGUUGACAACAGUCACCUGACCUCCUGGAAUAAGUGGGCGGAGCAUGAACGUGUCACUGCAGCUGGUGUUCUUCAACAACAACAGUUUAUUUAUUUAAACAGUUUAUUUCUAAAUAAUUUACAUUUAUGGAUCAAAGAGAAGAAACUUAAGCACAUUGAUUUGACCUUUGACCUGUUGUACAAAUCAUGAAUCUGUGUGGAGAUAAAUCAUAUUCCAGGUAAGAGACAUCACACACCAGCGUCAUCCAAACAAAAAAUAAUACAAUAAAUAAAUAAUGAAACUAGUUAGUUUUAUAAUUAUGCAGAAAAAUCAAUCUAAACCAUUAAAAGUUGUCCUCAGAGUGGACUUUGUGGUGUCUCAGCUGGACGUGUCCUUGUCUUCCUCAGGGGUCAUGGAGGUGUCGUCUCACAGCCUCUUCCUGCUGCAGCAGCUCAAUGUUCAGAGAGAGUUCGGGUUCCUGUGCGACUGCACCGUCGCCAUUGGAAACGUCUACUUCAAAGCUCACCGCGCCGUCCUCGCCGCCUUCUCCAACUACUUCAAGAUGAUCUUCAUCCAUCAGUCCAGUGAGUGCAUAAAGAUCCAGCCCACCGACAUCCAGCCGGACGUCUUCAGCUACCUGCUGCACAUCAUGUACACAGGCAUGUGUCCCAAACAGCCGGUGGACCAGAGCCGUCUGCAGGACGGCAUCAAGUUCCUUCACGCCCACCAGCUGUGCCGGAAACCUGACGAGGGCACCGCCGAUGGCACUGCCGAUGUGGUCCGCAUGUCCAACCUAUACGGCAUUCAGAUCUCCUCCCAGCUGGCCAACAAGGAGCUGUCCAGGGUCCCCAAGACAACCACAGUGUCCUGCAGUCCCCCUGACGAUGGACGGUCCUCUGGCCGUGGCGGGCGCUCCCACUCACAGCUGUCCCUCACUGUCGGACUGGAAGGAGUUCCGUCAGACCGCCGCGCCUCGACACUGCGCACCGUCUGUUCUGUGGCAUCCGGAGACGACUCGGACAUCUCUACUCGGAUCAAGCAGGAGCGGGUAGAGGACGAGGACGAGGAGGAGGACGCAGAGGGGGAGGAGGUUCUGGGGGCGGGGUCACCGUCUCCAGCUCAGGGCAGCAGUCCCAGUCAAAGUCUCCUGUUUAAAGAUCGCCCCCUGGUGCUGCUGUGUCCCCGCUGCGGAGAGCGUUGCUUUUCCUCCGAGGGCCUCCGCGAGCAUCUGUUCAGCCACGCCCUUGACACCACCCGCCUCAUGGAGGGACUAACACACAGCAGGGUGCUGGACACUGGCGUGGAGGAGGGGCCUCCACGCGGGCAGGACCACGUGGACGCAGGAUGUCUGGAGGAAGCACUGAGGCAGAGCCAAGCACUGGCCAAUCAGCUGGCUGCUGAGCUCAGAAGGAGUCGGGGGGGAGGAGGGGGGAACAGCCCCACCCCCGGUGUCCUACACUCCAGAAAACGUAAGAUCGCCUGCGCCGUCUGCAGCCUCCGCUUCUCGCACAAGAGCCAGCUGCAGGAGCACAUGUACACGCACACGGGAAAACCCUCCCGUUACCACCGCUACAACCGCCUCUGCAGCCAGCUCUUCCAGGCCUCCGCCCACUUCUGUGAGGGCGCUGCAGAGCCGGGGGGAAGGGGCGGGGCCUCAGCUGCCGCCACUGCUGCUGCUGCACUCUCUGGGGAGGCCAACAGGGACGCUCAGGACAAUGGCAGCUCCUACUCUCUGGACUCAGAGGUUUCCCAGGAGAGCGUGGACGCUGUGGACGGCGUGGACGGUGUGCCCGUGGAGUGAUCAGGUCACAGCAAUGACACAAGUUCAACCAGAAGGUGGCGCUUGUGUCAUUAGUAAUGACAACAUAAAGGUGUCAUCAGUAGUGUGACCACAGUGUGGUGCUAUCAUCAGCCACUGUCACCAUCACAAUCCAUCAACUGCAAUCAAAUGUAGCCUAGGACAGAGACUCAAAGAGUCGGAGACUCAAAGAGUCGGAGACUCAAAGAGUCAGAGACUCAAAAAGUCAGAGACUCAAAGAAUC